Molecule: messenger RNA, 1332 nt
Organism: Jatropha curcas
Lineage: Eukaryota; Viridiplantae; Streptophyta; Magnoliopsida; Malpighiales; Euphorbiaceae
Product: P-loop containing nucleoside triphosphate hydrolases superfamily protein
Biological process (GO): pyrimidine nucleotide biosynthetic process; 'de novo' pyrimidine nucleobase biosynthetic process
Molecular function (GO): ATP binding
Source: RefSeq, a predicted model, not a curated record
UGUCCGCAGUCAGUCUAACACUGCACGAUUUGGUCGUGACCCACAAACAGCGCGUUACUUGUUCGCCGUAAUAUCUCAUUAGCAAAAUUCAAAACUGCAGGGGUACUUGAUUCGGCUCAACCAUCUCCAUAGCUACGCCUACAAGCUCAAAGCUAGAGAAGGAAGGCAGCAGGCAGAAUAUGUGGAAGCGCGUGGUUUCACUUUCUUCAUUGAUCUCCUAUUCGAAAUCAAAGGCAACAUAUGGAGUGAAGAUCUGGAAUUCACCUUCUACUCUGAUAUCCACUCCGGUAUAUUAUGGAACUUUGUUCAAAGAGAAAAACCCAUUGAUAAUUUUUGUCUUAGGUGGUCCUGGUAGUGGAAAAGGUACACAAUGUAUAAAGAUAGCUGAGACUUUUGGAUUCACACAUCUUAGUGCAGGGGAGUUGUUAAGAAAAGAAAUCAACAGUGAAAAUGGGCACAUAAUUUUGGACACAAUUAGAGAGGGCCACAUUGUUCCUUCAGAGUUGACAGUCAAUCUGAUUAAAAAGGCGAUGGAAUCAAGUGACAACUAUAAAUUUCUUAUUGAUGGUUUCCCUCGAAAUGAGGAGAACCGUAUAACAUUUGAACGAAUUCUUGGAGUAGAACCGAACGCUGUGCUUUUUUUUGAUUGCCCGGAAGAAGAGAUGGUAAAACGAGUCCUAAACCGUAAGGAGGGUCGAGUUGAUGAUAACAUAAAUACAGUCAAGACACGUCUUAAAGAAUUUUCAGAAUUAAAUCCUCAUGUUAUUGACUACUACACCAAGAGAGGAAAACUGCAUAAAAUCAAUGCAGUAGGAACAGUAGAUGAUAUUUUUGAUCAAGUUCGCCCUGUUUUUGCAGCAUGUGAGGCAAUGAAAUGAAGGAUAGUCCUGAAAAAGUAUGAUUAUUGUAAAAUUCAUGGUAUUCAGUUGAAGUUACUAUAGCUUAUCUGGCUAGGAUCACUGCUUCAGUGGAGAUGGUAUGGAAGCCGUUACUUUCUCAAUAGGGGUAAAAUUUCCAAGUUAAAGGAGUCGAGGAAUUUGAAGGUGACGAGCAUUUGUCUACUGUGAUAGUGAACCUUGGCUGUGCAAUGACGCCCUUGCCACUUGUUAUCUGUUAAAUAUUUAUAAUUCAAGAAAAGCCAAGUUCACAAAAUAUGUUUCAGAACUCAUAAAAAAACAGGUCAUAAUUAUAUCAAUUUAGUUGGGAUGGCACAUUCUACUAUUUUGCAGCUUUUAUGUUGCGUUGUUUCUGCAUGUUAUGCGAAGAUAAUUUCUUUGACGUUGCUUUUUAUUCUCUGAUAAUGUAAUGAUACAGGAUGAGCAGGUUUCCUCA